Messenger RNA from Erythranthe guttata (spotted monkey flower), 2740 nucleotides. Its product is annotated as Galactose-binding protein. Lineage: Eukaryota; Viridiplantae; Streptophyta; Magnoliopsida; Lamiales; Phrymaceae. The record is from RefSeq and is a predicted model, not a curated record. Gene Ontology annotation, biological process: protein folding in endoplasmic reticulum. Gene Ontology annotation, cellular component: membrane; cytoplasm.
AACACAUUUGAUCUCUCAUGUUUCAAUAAUUUAACAAUUUUGAUCCUUUCUGUCAAUUUACCAUUAGUUUGUCAGAUAGAGAUGGACACACACUUGAUUCGGUUAGUUUUAAUGAAAAAAUGACGGAAAUGUAUUGUUGUAAAUACGAGGGACCAAAUGUGGAAUUAGUGCAAACUUGAAGGAUGAAAAUUGUAUUUUUCCUAAAUUUCAUGGAUCAACAAAUUAUAUUGGGUGUUAACAUAACCUCGGAUUUAUAAUUAUACCAGUGUAUCAAUUGAUAACUACAUAUUUUAAGUAUUUUAAAACCAAUAUUAAAAAAAAUAAAGAAUAAUACACGUGGAGGGAAAUGCGCCAAUUACAGAAUUCAGUAUGCAGUUUCCGCUACUCUGGGGGAAUACUGAUACAUUUAUUUGCCACGUAUCACACACACUCACAAACACACACUUCAGAAACAAAAAAUAUUAAAAAUAAAAUAUAAUAAAGUAAAAGAAGAAAUGAACGAAGAAGAAACAUGUUCUUGACGUUUUAAUCCCCAACAAAUAACAAUAAUUGCAGUUUAGCCCACACAAUCAUCACCAGUGAAGAUCAUAAGCGAGGAAGAAGAAAAGCAAUGAGAUAUGAAGAAAUCUCGAAAUGCUGAGCCGAAGAAACUGAACGACGAAUUGGGCAAAAUUAGGGCGAAUAAUCAUACUAAUAAGCUUGAUUUUGACGAUAAAAUUGAUAGGAAAAGCCUUUUCAAUCUCUCUGCUGUUCCGUUGUUCUUCUCCUUUUGGUGUUUCGCCAUUUUUUUCAAUUCUAAAUUCGGCAUCACUGAUGGAAAUGAAGGGGAUUUGCUACCGUACAAUGUGAGCUUAAACAACUCCAAGAUCGAAAAUAGAUACGAAAAUAUCACUAGCGGAGUAGUAGUACAAUCGAAUCUAUCCGCAGCUAUCAACGACUCCACUUCUCACGAAGAUUCAGACCAAGGAACAAGCGAAGUCGAAGAACUAAUCUCAUUCGUGUUAGAUUACAAUUCACUCACAUGUCAAAUACAACAACAAGAACAUGCCAGCAAAACCGAACCAGAAACGACCCCCAAUGUGAGAAUCCAGUUAACUUAUCCGAAUCUCGACGAUUUCAAAUACAUUUCCCGGCAAGAAAAAGUCAACUCUCAGAGUCAACUAGUCAACAUCACCCACAGGCUCGAGCCAGAUGGGAAGCCCUACAACUACGCCUCGGCUUCAAAGGGCGCGAAAGUCUUGGCCCAUAAUAAAGAAGCAAAAGGAGCAAGUAAUAUACUAGGCAAAGACCACGAUAAAUAUCUUCGAAACCCGUGUUCUGCUGUAGGUAAAUUUUUCGUAAUCGAACUUGCGGAUGAAACUUUAGUCGAUGCGGUGAAAAUAGCGAAUUUCGAACACCACUCUUCGAAUUUCAAAGAUUUUGAAUUAUACGGGAGCUUAGUUUACCCAACCGAGACAUGGAAUUCAUUAGGGUCUUUUGUAGCGGCAAAUUCAAAACACGCACAGUGCUUCGAACUGCCCGAGCCAAAAUGGGUUCGGUACUUAAAAGUCAACUUACUUAGUCAUUAUGGAUCGGAAUUUUAUUGUACAUUAAGUGUUGUGGAGGUUUUUGGAGUCGAUGCAGUUGAGCAAAUGCUCGAGGAUCUUAUCGUCACUUCGGGGGAAUCUUCGACUAAUCGAUCUCCAAACCCUAAUUCAACUACAACGACAACCUUAACAACAACAGUGCAAGAACCUAGUUCGAAUAAUCUUGAAAUAAAUACUUCUUCUGCUAAUAAUAAUUUGGUUGAGGCUAAGGAUGUGGGAAGUGGUGUUGAUGAGGGGCAAAAGGGUAAUUCGGAUAUACCGAAAAAACCAUUGCCUGUUGAUCCUGUGCCUAAGGCUAAUAGAUUGCAUGCCGAUGCGGCACUAAAGGUGGUUUUGCAGAAGGUGAGAUUAUUGGAGAUGAAUUUAUCGGUUCUUGAGGAGUAUAUUAAAGAACUUAAUAAAAGACGAGGGGAUUUUUUCCCGGAGCUUGAUAAGGAGCUAGCAAAAUUUUCGGCUCUCUUGGAGAGGAGUAAAGUGGAGAUGAAGAGUUUAUUGGAAUGGAAGGAGAUAAUGGAGAAAGGGUUUUUUGAGCUCGAGUCGUGGAGAGGUGUUGUAUCGGCCCAAAUGGAUGUCUUGGUCACACAAAAUAGCAUGCUGAGGCUAGAGGUAGAAAAGGUUUUACACGACCAAGCUAGUUUGGAAAACAAAGAGCUCGCUAUUCUAACAGUGACCUUUUGCUUUGCCUGCAUUUCGAUUCUCAAAAUAAUUUCGGAAAUGUUUUUCAGAUAUUUUGUGGCCCCCACUCCUGGUGCAAUUUUUCGAUCAAGUAGAGGUUGGAUUUUAAUUCUCGUAUUCUGUAGCAUGACAAUGCUCAUACCGGUGCUUUAUGGUUAGUUUAUCUAACUCUACGUUUAGAACUGUCGAUACUAGCAGAAAUAUAUGUACACACAUAUAUAUAAGCUUCCGACACGUGAAUGUAUCACAUGUAUAAGCUCGGUACAGCUUGUCUAUUUAUUUUUAUUUUUUCGGGUUGUGUUUGAGUUUCGCAAGUGUGAGAUUCGUUAGAUAAUUUUCAUCCGGUUACACGUAUUUCGUUGUCUGAGAUGUUUUUGUAAGAUGUUGUACAUCACUUUGUGAAUGAUGUUUUAACAUGGUUGGUUGGAAGAGAGGAGGAAAUGAAAGAAAGAAAGAAAAAGCAAAGGUUUUUUUUUGCA